AUGGAAAUCCUUUCUUAUCAAUAUCGUAAUAAUAUUGAUGAAGUACUUCCAUUUAGUGUUUUCAAUUCUAAUAAUUCUGAACAAUCGACUACUGAAUUAAAUGGUCAAUUUAUUAAUUCACAACUAUUGAUCAAUUGUCUACUUAGCCUGAAAUCAACAUCGGAAGAAUUCGAUGAACUGAUUACACUAGUUCGUAAUGAAUAUAAAAAUAAUAGACCAGUUCUGGAGCUUAUUCGCGAGUUUGAACAAGAAUAUACACGUGAACGAGCUAUAUGGUGGUACACUAGAGACUCAUUUCUCUAUCGGAUGUUAAAUAAGGCUCUUCGAGUACAGAAUAUUGAUUUACUCUAUCUUCUUCGAUUUAUUAUUCAAGAUCUUUGUCAACAACUGGACGAAUAUCAAUAUUCAUCAUCAAUUCGAGUCUACCGUGGACAAUUAAUAUUGAAUGAUGAGUUGAAUACUUUGAGAAAUUCUAUUGGAGAACUUGUUUCAAUGAAUACAUUUCUUUCCACAAGUGUCGAUCGUGAUUUAGCGCUAUUUUUCUUGGGUAGUUCGGAAGAAUUAGAUAAUGAUUUACAAAGAGUCUUAUUUGAAAUUGAUGCUAAUCCACAAAUUAAUGGUACGAAACCUUUUGCCGAUAUCACCAGACACAGUUUUAUGAUGGAUGAGCAAGAAGUAUUAUUUAUGUUAGGUGCUAUUUUUCGAAUUAACACUAUCAGACAUAUUGAAGACGAUCAAAUAUGGAUCAUUCAUAUGACAUUAUGCAAUCAUAAUGAUCAGGAUUUAAAAUCUGUUAUUGAACAACUAGAAUAUGAAGUUGAAGCUGACGACAAGAGUCUAUUCUCAUUCGGUGCUCUUCUACAUAGAACUGGUAAAUUAAAUGAAUCCGAGAAAUAUUUUCAUCGUUUACUUAGUGUACUACCGGAAAAUGAUUCAAAAGCGAUCUACUCCUGCUACCACAACCUUGGUAUGAUUGCUAUGGAUAAGGAAGAUUAUGAUUUGAGUCUUCAUUGGCAUCAAAAGUCACUUGAGAUAAUGAUAAAUAUAUUGGAAUCAAAUGAUCUCGACCUUGCAGAUAGUUAUAAUUGUAUUGGUUGUGUCUGUGAUUGCAAAAAGGAUUACGAACGAGCAAUUGAGUUUUACAAAAAAGCAUUAAUGAUAUUCGAGAGAUCACUCGGUGAAGACAAUCGUGACAUAGCCCUCUGUUUCAAUAAUAUGGGUAUCACUUAUGGGAAAGAAAAUAAACUUCUAGAAGCACUUGAUUGUCAUCAGAAAGCGUUAGCCUUAUACAAUAAACAUCUAGUUCCCUGUCAUCCAGAUUUAGGUCAAUCACACAAAAAUAUCGCUGUUAUCUAUUGUCAACUCGGUAAUUAUGAUCUUGCUUUGGAGCAUUAUCUUCGUACACUUAAUAUUUAUGAAAAAUCUCUUCCUCCUCAUUGUCCUGAUAUUGCACGUUUAUUGUUAGAUAUAGGGGACGUUUACAUGAGAAUUCACAAAUUUCAACAAGCGAUAUCUUAUUACGAAAAAGCAGCAAUUAUAUUUCGUAAAACAUUUCCUUCGGCAAAUGAGAUGAUUAACAGAAUCGACGAACGCAUUCAGCAGUUAUCAUUGCUAAUUCGCUGA
This is a messenger RNA of Rotaria sp. Silwood2, 1623 nucleotides long. NCBI's taxonomy places the organism in Eukaryota, Metazoa, Rotifera, Eurotatoria, Philodinida, Philodinidae. The record is from the annotation of a GenBank genome assembly.